This is a messenger RNA of Ostertagia ostertagi, 687 nucleotides long. NCBI's taxonomy places the organism in Eukaryota, Metazoa, Nematoda, Chromadorea, Rhabditida, Trichostrongylidae. The record is from the annotation of a GenBank genome assembly.
AUGUUUUUCACUGCUGGAAUGCAACGUGAUUUCGUCAAGGUCACACUUGGCCCGUUGUUCAAGAGCAACCAAGUGACGCGGGAUUUGAAAGUGAUCGCGCUGGAUGACAACAGACUCUUACUACCUGCUUGGGCUGAUACAAUCUUCAACGAUGACGAAGCAUCCAAAUAUGUGGAUGGUAUUGGCGUGCACUGGUAUCUUGAUGGUCUCAUCCCGGCUUGUGCUGGAGCAUUCAUCGGUCACGGCCCGAUUCUUGGAGACUGGUACCGUGCAGAAGAAUAUGCCGCCAGCAUUAUAGAGGAUUUAAAUAAUUUCGUCACUGGCUGGACUGAUUGGAACAUGUGCCUCAAUGAGCGGGGUGGACCAAACUGGGUUGACAAUUUUGUCGAUUCACCAGUCAUUGUGAACGCGACAUCAGACGAAUUUUACAAGCAGCCAAUGUUUUACGCAAUGGGACAUUUCAGCAAAUUUUUCAAACGAGAUGCAGUACGAGUGAACACUACGGUCACUGGCUCAAAUGGAAUCCUCGCUACCACUGUCGUCUACAAAGGGCGCCGAACUGUGACACUGAUUAACAGAUUGAGCUCACCCGUGAGCAUAGCACUCAACGACGUAACCACAAGCCAUCAUCUACACUUUACCGUCGAGCCGCACUCGAUUGUCACAGCGCUGUGGAAUAAACAGUGA